This is a messenger RNA of Corylus avellana, 1113 nucleotides long. The record is from RefSeq and is a predicted model, not a curated record. Lineage: Eukaryota; Viridiplantae; Streptophyta; Magnoliopsida; Fagales; Betulaceae.
AUGAAGUUUAGUUCUGAAAAAGAACUAAUACUAUAUUAUAGGCGGUAUGCUCAGCAAUCGGGGUUUGGGGUGACAUCUAAAGGAGGUAAAAAUAAUCCAGACGAGAGUCAUAAGUACGUCACCCUUACAUGUGCUCGUUAUGGCAAGAAGCCAACUGAUGCAAUUAAUAUUCACAAGCCUAAUCCGACAACGAAAACUGGGUGUAAGGCCAAGAUCAAUGCAUUGUUCAAGGAUGGAGCAUGGUGUUUGACUACUGUUAAUGUGAACCAUAAUCAUGCUUUAAGCCCUAGUAAAACAAGAUUUUUUCGAUGCUAUAGGAGGAUAGAUGAUAAUGUGAAAAGAAGGCUCGAAUUAAAUGAUAUAAUUGUGAUAGGAGGUGCUGGAGUACUUUAUGACUACUUUACUAGAAUGCGAGAAAUGAAUGAUGGCUUCUACGCUGUGAUGGAUUUGGACGACGACUCUAGGCUAAGGAAUGUGUUCUGGGCUGAUGCACGAAGCAGGGCUGCAUAUAAGUAUUUUUGGGAUGUGGUUACAUUUGACACGACGUAUUUGACCAAUAUAUACAAAAUGCCAUUUGCUUCUUUCGUGGAAGUGAAUCAUCAUGGUCAGUCAAUACUUUUCGGGGCCGGAUUACUAUCAGGUGAGGAUACGGCCACAUUUGUUUGGUUGUUUGAAACACGGUUGAAAUGCAUGAACGGCCAAGCUCCACUUGCAAUAAUAACAUAUCAAGAUAAGGCUAUGAAAAGUGCAAUUGCAAAAGUUUUUCCUAGAGCCCGACAUAGAUUUUGUUUAUGGCACAUUAUGAAAAAAUUCCCAGAGAAGCUAGGAUCACAUGCUCAAUACAAGUGUGGCUUGAAGAGUGCCAUACAAAGUGCAAUCUAUGACUGUCAAACUUGUGUUGAAUUUGAUAACAGUUGGCAAGGUGUACUGGAAAGAAGCAUGCUGAAGGAAUUUGUUGACCAAUUUGACAAUGCUUUGAGGAGAAAGGCUGAGAAUGAGAAAGUAGCUGAUUUCAAUUCUUUUCAUGCCAUCCUUCCCUGUAUAUCUCAUUUUUCUAUUGAGAAGAAAUUUCAAGAACUUUAUACCAAUGCAAAGUUCAAAGAAGUUUGUUAG